AUGCCAAACAAAGUGAGAAAAGUGAAGCCAAUUACUCAGGCUGGGCCUGUUAAGAGUGGCCACUCUACCCUGUUCAAAGUAAAUAAGAAGAAGGCAAAGAGGGGCCGAAACAACCAGCGCUUAUCCCCCAACACUAAGGGGCCUUGUGCUGAUACUGUCCGCCAAGACGCCAACCCUGUGAAGUCACCUGCUGGCUCGCCCUCGAGGUCGCGCUCCUCCCCUGACGCGGAAGAGCCUUGCUCCAAUGCUGCUAGCGGCAACGUUGAAGCGCCAACCCCGUCCGCUGAGAAGUCUUGCCCUGAGACUACUAGCGGCGACAUAUCAACUCCGAAAGCUGAUGCUCCAUCAUGUUCCGACGCUGCUCAUCCUCCAGUUGCAACUACUGAAGAGACGACAGAGACCGAGACUUUUGGAGGUGAGAGUGUAUCAGUCCUGGAAAAGCCGCUUGUCUUCAACAAAAUCAAGGAAGUUGAUUUUGGCAAGACCGGUGGGGAGUUUGUCUCCUUGGAGGAGGCGCAGAGCGAAAAGAGGGUCCGCCUGGCACUGUUUGGUCAUGUACAGACCAAAGACGGCGAGACUCCAACAACCGCUAUUAUCGGCCUGGAACGCAGGGGUCUUCAUUACAUCAUUGUUUUCACUGCCCCGCGCGGCAAUGGAAAUCCCACGAUUGCGCACAAAUACAUGGAUCAUUAUAUCCGUCAAGAGUACAGCGCCAUUGUCGAACUGCUCAUACCCCUCUUGGGCACUGUAUUUGAGGAAGCAGACAACAAGCCCGUGUUAGAAGACAACUUUGAGGCCUUUCUCGAUGCCUCAGAGACCUAUCUUCGACUUGUCCCCGACACAGCAACUGGGACCCUCAAGCCCUACCCGGAGUUCGCGCGUUCUCAAAGUGUCAACUGGGACAAUGUCAUGCAGAAAGCAUCGCCCACCUGCCCUAUGUGGAAGCUGUCGGACGUCAAGCACUUCCGUCCCCAUUCCAACACCAACAUGAUCUACGAGGUUGACCUUGGCGACAACAAUGACUUCAAUUCUGGCAUUUUCAAAAGGGUGGAUGACGAAGGCCUUCUUCAACAAGAGUACCGAACUCUACUGCAUUGUGGACGGGUGGGUAUCCGAGCACCAAGAGUGCUGGGGCUACUUGGUGUUGGUACCAAGUGGGGAGGGUUUCUCAUGACAAAGAUUUCAGCCUCCUUCUGUCUUGAGGACUGCCACCCCGAGUCAAUCAAGGCAACGUCAAUACAACCAGCGCUGGCCGACCGUAAACGGUGGUUCGAGCAGAUCUCCGACGCUAUUCACACUCUUCAUCGCGAUGGAUACGUAUGGGGAGAUGUCAAGGCAGCCAACGUGCUCAUCAACCAGGAUGGGGAUGCAUGCCUGAUUGAUUUUGAAGGCGGUUGGAGCCCGGGCUGGGUUGACGAUGAGCUCGCUGAUACUGAGGAAGGUGACUUGCAGGGUCUGCAGAGACUUCGCGACUUCUUGAAACUGGAUGAAUGA
Molecule: messenger RNA, 1494 nt
Organism: Aspergillus calidoustus
Lineage: Eukaryota; Fungi; Ascomycota; Eurotiomycetes; Eurotiales; Aspergillaceae
Source: the annotation of a GenBank genome assembly